AUUUCAACUACGGCACGGAGGAGUAUGAUGCCGAGGGCAACGAGGAGCCCAAAGUCCCGCCCGGCGGCCCGGAGACUAUGCCGUACAUCGACGAAUCGCCCACCAUGUCGCCUCAGCUCAGCGCCCGCGGCCGGGAGGGUGGGGACGGCUCCGACGGGAUCUCGCCCACGCCCACGGAUGAGCUGAGCACCGUGGGUGACCAAGAUGCCGGGAAGGGCGUGGAUAUGCGAAGGCUUGUGCUCAAAGACUUCCUGGCCAGUGAGGAGAUGUACAUUAACCAGCUGGAAGCGCUGUUGCUGCCCAUGAAGCCGCUCAAGGCUACGGCCACCACCUCCCAGCCGGUGCUCACCAUCCAGCAGAUCGAGACCAUCUUCUACAAGAUCCAGGACCUGUACAAGAUGCACAAGGACUUCUACGAGAGCCUUUGGCCCCAGGUUCAGAACUGGGACAGCAGCGUCGUGCUCGGCCACCUCUUCCAGAAGCUGGCCAGCCAGUUGGGGGUGUACAAGGCAUUUGUGGACAACUACAAAAUCGCGCUGGAGACAGCGGAGAAAUGCAGCCAAAGCAACAAUCAGUUCCAGAAGAUCUCGGAGGAGCUGAAAGUCAAGGGGCCGAAGGACUCCAAGGAGAGCCACACCUCCGUCACCAUGGAAGCGUUGCUGUAUAAACCGAUAAACCGGGUGACCCGGAGCACCGCAGUAUUGCGUGACCUGCUGAAGCACACACCCGCGGACCACCCCGACUACCCGCUCCUCCAGGACGCCCUCCGCAUCUCGCAGAACUUCCUUUCCAGCAUCAAUGAGGAGAUAGACCCCCGCAGAACGGCAGUCACCACCCCCAAAGGAGAGACCCGGCAGCUGGUCAAGGACGGCUUUCUGGUGGAACUGGCCGAGGGCUCACGCAAGCUGCGCCACCUCUUCCUCUUCACAGACAUGCUGCUGUGCGCCAAGCUGAAGAAGACGGGAGCAGGGAAACACCAGCAGUAUGACUGCAAGUGGUACCUGCCCCUGGCGGAGCUGGUCUUCCCCUCGCUGGAGGAAGCCGACUCGUGCCCACACGUCCACGCCCUGCCCGACCACGACCUGGAGGACAUGAAGAUCAAGAUUUCGUCGAUGAAGAGCGAGGUGCAGAAAGAGAAGGCGAACAAGGGACAGAGCAGGGCUGUGGAGCGCUUGAAGAAGAAGAUGUUCGACAACGAAUUCUGGCUGCUGCUGAACUCGCCGUCCAUCCCCUUCCGGAUCCACAGCCGCAGCGGGAAAAGCUACCUGUUCCUGUUGUCCUCAGACUACGAGCGCUCGGAGUGGAGGGAAGCCAUUCAGAAGCUGCAGAAGAAAGAUCUCCAGACGUUCGUGCUGAGCUCCGUGGAGCUGCAGGUCCUGACGGGGUCCUGCUUCAAGCUGCGCACCGUGCACAACAUUCCCGUCACCAGCAAUAAAGACAAUGACGACUCCCCAGGGAUGUACGGAUUCCUGCAUGUCAUCGUCCAUUCUGCCAAGGGCUUCAAGCAGUCGGCCAACCUCUACUGCACGCUGGAAGUGGACUCCUUCGGUUUCUUCGUCAGCAAGGCGAAGACGCGCGUCUUCCGAGACACCACCGAGCCGCACUGGAAUGAGGAAUUCGAGAUCGAGCUGGAGGGAUCCCAGUCGCUGCGCAUCCUGUGUUACGAGAAGUGUUACUCCAAGAGCAAGCUGAAGAAGGACAGCAACGAGAUCGUGGACAAGAUCGUGGGCAAGGGGCAGGUGCAGCUGGACCCCCAGACUGUGCAGACCAAGGACUGGCAUGUGGAUGUGAUCGAGAUGAACGGGAUCAAAGUGGAGUUUUCCAUGAAGUUCACCAGCAGGGAUAUGAGCCUGAAAAGGACCCCCUCGAAAAAGCAGACCGGAGUCUUCGGUGUCAAAAUCAGCGUCGUCACCAAGCGCGAGCGUUCCAAAGUGCCGUACAUCGUGCGCCAGUGCAUCGAGGAGGUCGAGAAGCGAGGGAUCGAUGAAGUGGGCAUCUACCGAAUCUCCGGAGUGGCCACAGACAUCCAGGCCCUGAAAGCCGCCUUCGAUUCCAAUAGCAAGGACAUCCUGGUGAUGCUGAGCGACAUGGAUAUCAACGCCAUCGCGGGCACCCUGAAGCUGUACUUCCGCGAGCUCCCCGAGCCCCUCCUCACCGACCGGCUCUAUCCCACCUUUAUGGAGGGCAUCGCUCUCGCGGACCCCUCCGCCAAGGAAAACUGCAUGAUGCAACUUCUGCGGUCCCUUCCCGACCCCAACCUCAUCACAUUCCUCUUUCUGCUAGAACACUUGAAAAGGGUUGCUGAGAAGGAGCCCGUCAACAAGAUGUCUCUGCACAACCUCGCCACCGUCUUCGGCCCGACGUUGCUGAGGCCGUCCGAGGAAAGCAAAGGGCACCUGAGUCUGGCUUCAGAUAUCUGGUCCCACGACGUCAUGGCGCAGGUCCAGGUGCUUCUGUACUACCUGCAGCACACGCCCAUCUCCUUUGCCGAGCUCAAACGCAACGCACACUGCUACUCCACGGAUGUGUAGCCCCCAGCCCUGCGGCCAGGCGGGGGCCUGCGUGUCUCAGCGGAGGGUGCGGUGCGGACUCCACUCGACUUUGGACGCCGGUCCCGCCGGGGACGUUGCACUGUCCUGGGACUCACGGUGUCCGCGCUCCACGGACCAUUUUGUACACUCCCCACCCCUGCACCUCCCGGCCCUCCUUGCGAGCGCCGUGCCCUCUCCCUGCACCUCCCGCCUCCCGCACUUGUGUUCUGGAGUCGUUUUUAACGUAUGUCCGUUGGGCGGUGGAAAGGGGGUGAAUGACAGAUGAGGAUUCGAGACGCUGCCUUUACAGCCCGCCUGGGCCUUUCCGGUGGCCGCCACCCUCUGGGUUCAGCAGAGCUUCGCUGCGGCCAAGUCCUUCCUCCUCCCCUCCCCGCCUUGCCCCCGCCUGCAGCCCACACCGGCGCCUGCCCUCUCACUCGCUCUUCCCCGUGGCUUGCAUGUGUGGUGUCUGCUUGGAUUUUCCUGCUUUGGAGGCUUACAAGAAAUGAAGGGCUCCCCCCCCCCACCCCGGCUAUGCAGAUGGCGGAUCCGGCAGCCGAAUUCAGCCUUCCCUUUCUGCCAUCAGCCGGUCUGUCUGGAGGGUGGGCUGUGGGCGGCAUGGCUUGGCUGUUUCGUUUUUUAACGCCCAGGUUCCUUUUUAUGCUCGUACGCUGAGGAGCUUCCCCCUGCGAUUCCGGCUCGUUGCUUUGUGGCUGUGUGUGCCGGGGAGGUUAAGCCAGACUUCGCCUCCUCGUUUCAUGCUGUAAAGAAGUUUAAAGGUACCCUGAGGGCAGCAAAGGACUGGCUUUGUUUGCUAGUCUGAGAUGUGGCUGGAUGCGGGGUGUGUGUGUGUGUGUGCGCGUGCGCAUGUGUGUAAGAAACAGAAAGUUUAUCUCCGGCUCUAUUGUCCCCUUCAGUUUAUUUAUGGUUGACUUCUCCUGGGACUAAUUUAGUCUUUGUUGUUACAAAGGAGAGCAGCUCUUACGGUGAUAUCUGAACAUUCCCUCAAAGAAUAGUUGGCUGGGUGGGAGGCCACAGCCGGAAAGUGGGAGGCCGGUGGCCUUCCUCCUGUGGUCCUCACGACGCCGGCCCUGCCAGCGAGGCGGCUUGUAGGCCCCCCCAGUCCACCACUUCCGGCGACAGUCUGGCCCAACUGCGAACUGGGAGCAGCGUGGCUCCCUUCCACCCUGGACAGAGGUGGGAAAAGGGCCGCUUCUCCAUGUCUCAACCAGCACUGCUUACAGGGUUCGACUAGGAAGGCUCAGGUAGCAAGCAAAGGUGCCAUUUCAUCCCUUACAGACCCCCAGCUCCGCGCAGCCGGAGGAACACGCUCCUUGGGAGCCCUGCGGAAGCAGGCAGCCCGCCUGCUUUGACAGUGGAGCAGCAGCGCUCUGGCUCUGGCAUCUUCCCAGCCCUCUCCAACGUGCUCAAGGUUGGCUGACACUGGACGGCGCAGGAGCCGCUCUGUCUUUGCAUAUCCGUCUCCUUGUUUUAAAAGCCACGAACUGACCGUGCCAGAGCUCCAUUCCCCCGUCGCCGCCCCCCACCCAUGCUGCAGGCUGCACCGGCCGGCUGUUCCCAGCCUCCCCUGCAGGGGCUGAGUCCUGGGGGAGGCCCCUUUCCCAGCAGCGGUCUCGCCUGCUCCUUCACGGGGCUCUUGGUUCUCCACCCCCCCCCCCCCGCCCAGGUGCCUGGCAGAAACCAGCAGUGAAUUUAACGGGCAGGACUGCCCGGUCACCUAGCUCUUGGCCCCAUGCAGAACCCCUGCCAGAGAAGGGGCUCCAGCGCACAGCGCACAGGUUAAGUGACACCUGCUGUGCUUCUGUGCCGUCGAGGGAAAACGGCACGGCUCAGUUCAGGGACCACCGCGUGCCCAAGCACUGGAUUUCAUAGCCGGCCGGGGGGGCGUGUGGGGGGCUUUUUGGCCCUGCUGCACAGUGUAGAUGGGUAUCUACCUGGGUGUCUGUCGCAGCUGGGGUCGUUCUCACGGAGAGUGCAUGUCUCAGGGUAUAAUCCUGCUCUUAUUUAGACAGAAAAAAGCCCUACGACUCCCAGCAUUCCCCAGCCAGCAACGGGCAAUUCCCAUGACCUCUGGUUAUGCUGUGGGACCACGACUGAUGGGAGUUGUUGUCCCCAACAUGGCUAUCUGGGGAAUAUGGAGCGCUGCAAGCCAUUCUUCCGCCUGACCGUGCAGAGGGUUGCAUCCUGGGUCUCGCCAACAGAGGAAUCGCCCCGUUCCCCCAACAACGGCACUUGCCCUUUUUAUCUUUAUCCCCCUCCCCCACCAGCUGGGUAGGGGAGACUGGGACUCCUGGAGCUACAGCUAGACUAGAAACUGUUGACUGAUAUUUGACUUGUUUAAGGAUAUAUAUUAUAUAUAUAUAUAUAUAUAUUUUUUUGGUUGUGUUCUGUUGCAGGUUUUUUUUUCUCCCUGUAGAUGACAAAACUUUAAAAUGGAUGUAAACCAUGUGAACAGAUUUUAAAAAAAAGACAAAAACAAAACAAAAACAAAGAAGAUAAUAAAAAUACAAAGCCCAAACAUUUGCACAAAUUA
Messenger RNA from Varanus komodoensis (Komodo dragon), 5085 nucleotides. RefSeq names its product ABR activator of RhoGEF and GTPase (gene ABR). The transcript has 22 exons. NCBI's taxonomy places the organism in Eukaryota, Metazoa, Chordata, Lepidosauria, Squamata, Varanidae. The coding region runs from base 78 to 2531 and encodes 817 amino acids. Gene Ontology annotation, biological process: positive regulation of GTPase activity; signal transduction. The record is from RefSeq and is a predicted model, not a curated record. Gene Ontology annotation, molecular function: GTPase activator activity; guanyl-nucleotide exchange factor activity. Gene Ontology annotation, cellular component: membrane.